This is a messenger RNA of Brassica rapa (field mustard), 1666 nucleotides long. RefSeq names its product protein FLC EXPRESSOR. NCBI's taxonomy places the organism in Eukaryota, Viridiplantae, Streptophyta, Magnoliopsida, Brassicales, Brassicaceae. The record is from RefSeq and is a predicted model, not a curated record.
UAGCCAGCGAGAAGGGCACAACCGCAAUCGGAGAUCGGAGACUAGCCGUUGAGAAUGGCCGGAAGAGACCGUUAUCUCCCGUCCUCCUCCUCCUUGAGAGUAUCGGAAUCUCAGCUCACCGAAUCCGAUAUGAACCGCACUCGAUCCGCCCUCCUCGAGGAGAAAAUCGCAGCUCAGCACCGCGAGAUCCAAUCCAUCCUGACGGACAACCAGAAGCUCGCAUUAGCGCACCUCGGAGUCAAGGAUCAGCUCAAUUUAGCCAAGCGUGAGCUCGCUCGGCUGCUCGAAGCCGCCGCGGCCGUCAAGUCCGAUACCGAAGCGAAGGUUCGCGAGGUUUACCAGAACUCGCUGAGGAUGGAGGCGGAGGCUCGUGUGGUUAACGGAAUCGGAGCUGAGCUUGAUCAGGUUAGGUCGGACGUGCAGAGGCUAGCUGAAGAUAGGCAGAAGCUAACGGCGGAGCUGGCGAUGCUUAACGGGGAGAUCGCUAAGGCUAAACCUAAUUCGGAUCGAGCCGUGGAGGUUAAGGCGGAGAUUGAGAGUCUUAGAGAGGAAGUUAGUAAAGGAAGAGCUGCUCUUGAUCUGGAGAAGAAGACGCGAGCGGGUAAUCUUCACCAUGAGCGUGGUAUGGAGAAGACUAUUGAUCACUUGAACCGUGAAAUUGUGAAACUUGAGGAAGAGUUGGCUGACUUGGAGACCAAAGCUAAAGCAGCUGCUGAAGCUGCUCAAACCCCAAGCCCUGGAUUGGUGGCAAGUUAUGGAAACUCAGAUGAUAUUUAUGGAAGCCAAGGUCACCAGUACCCUGAGGCGAAUGGUUCUCACCAGGACGGGUGAUAUAAGAUGGAGUCUCGUCUCUCUUUCCUCAUAGCAAGACGAUUUCUAUGGCUGAGAGUGAGCAAAAGGGGAACAAGUCAGGUCUAUCACUUUUUUGGGGGCUAGAAGGUUAGUCAGUAAAGCUUUUUGUAUCUUCUAAUUUUCUUGAAUACCAUCUCAGUUGAGCUUCGGUUACAUACUUAAUUUCUACUAUGUUAAUACGGGUCUUUGCCUUUUCCAUUGAUCUGGCUAGCUAGGUUUUGUCAGUUUUUAUUUCUUCUAAUUCUUUGAUGAGUUUCAUUAGUUUUCUGUAUUAAAAAACCUGUUUCAUUUUUGGUAAAACUUACGGGCGUUGACUCUAUAGGCUUGUUCCCCUUUUGGUGUCUUAGUUAAUGUUAAAGCUUAAUGAUACAAAGUAGUGUGUGGUAAUGUUUAUCCUUGACGGAUCCAAAUAUGUUUUUGCAGGGAAAUCAGGUAAGAUUGUUAGUUUGUAUCCGACCAGAUAUAAAGUGUGUGCUCAUCAACACACCUAAGAUCUUCUAGGACAUUCAUGUUAAAAAAUACUCUUUCGUUAACCAUUGAGAAUUAGGUUUGUAUUGAAGGCAGUCUUUUUUUUGUCUGCAAGCACAAGCACAUGCACUGUCAUUGUUAAGUUAUACUUGCACGUUUAUCCUCGAACUCGCAUGCAUUGUUACUGUCGAUUAAUCUAUUGUUUGUUCUGAUCAUAGCCAAGUGAAAUAUUGGCCUAUAGGCUAUAUCUCCCACAAUUAAAAGAAAACAAUUAACACAGAAAUAAGCUUCUAAAUUUGUAAAAAAAAGGGUUGUAGAACUUAAUAAAUUGUUUAUAGCUCCAAAA